UGUAAUUUUCAGGACGAAUGCAACGUAGAAAUUCUGUGAAGAGGCUAUCCGUUUUAUAGAUCCUGAUGUGUAGCUUGUUAGUUCGGCGGAUGCUAUGGAACAUGUCCCUUACAUCGACUUGAACUUAAUUUGUCGGAUUUGCUUGAAGGGUGAGGCUGCAGUUUCAAUUUACAGUGAAGCGUUCACUGUUCGUCCUAUAGAUAUGGCGCAGAAAAUGGAUUUCUUUCGGGUUGACAAUUUAUAUGGACUCUCAACAUGGCUCUGCCAAACAUGCACUGGUCGAUUAAUCGAUGCUUACAAUUUAAAGGAACAAUGUGAAUAUUCGAAUGCUAGGCUCAAUGAAUAUUUCCACAUGUACAAAGGAUUCACCUACAAUGCGAACAGAAACGAUGUCAACUACAGCUUCAUGAAAAGUUCUGCUAGUUCCGAAGUAUCUUCGACUUUUGCUAAGGACGACGAAAUCUAUGAUGCUGUCAACAUCGCCUGCGAAAUUUUAAAUGAAAAUCAAUCUCGCCUAUCAACUGCAGACGAGGAUGUUCUCAAUGAUGUUAUAAUUGAUGUGAAUAGUUUAACACAGUCAGAAGAUUCACUGGGUGUAUCUGCUGGUGACCCUCAAGCGAAACCUGCUAUAGAACCUGGUGGAGCCGGAAAUUGUGAUUUAAGUACAAAGGGAGAAAAGGAUCUUGGUAAUGAAGAGGCAGAGGAAACUUCGAACGUAAAUGAAUUCUUACAACCAGAGGAGCGCUCGAAGCCUAGAAGGAAGUCUGGUAAAAGGGCCCCCAUCAUUUGCUCAGUUUGUGGGAAAACUUUCAGAAAUCGAACUUAUCUGGAAACACAUAUGCGCAUCCAUACUGGAGAAAAGCCUUUCCAGUGUGAGGUAUGCCAAAAGUGCUUCAAUCAAAUGAGCAAUCUAACGCUUCAUGUGCGAAUUCAUACGGGAGAGAAACGCUUCCAAUGUGAUGUUUGCAGUCAAUUUUUCACAACAUCCAGCAAUUUGAAGACUCAUCAGGUGGCACAUUCUGAAGCCAGGAAUUUCCAGUGCAACGAAUGUUUGCGUAAUUUUAAGACACUAAAAGAUCUCAACAGUCACUCAGCGAUUCAUAGCAAUAUCAAGCUGUUUACGUGCAACAUAUGCCAAAAAGAUUUUCUCAAAGCGUCGUAUUUGAAUGACCACAUGAGAAAAGUGCAUAGGGGAGAGAGGAGACACAAAUGCACUGAAUGCGAGAAGACAUUUUCCAAUAGCUCAAACUUGAUUUGCCAUUUAAGGACGCAUACCGGGGAGAAGCCGUAUAAAUGCACAGUGUGCAACGCCAGCUUCAAUCAAUCUUCUGCUUUGAUGCGUCAUACAAAAAGGCACUCGAAACAAAAACUACCAACUAAUGCCACCGAAAAUAUGGCACAGACAUCAGAAAAUAGGUUUGUAUCAUCAGGGGCUCAAAAAUUCGACAUUGAUAACAUUCUUAUGGCUGAACCUCAUUUGAACACCGGAAUGAUAUCGCCUUUGAUACCACCUAUUAUGAAUUCAACUCCGCAUCAGAAUAUCCCUAUGGACAACGAAGCUAAUCAACUGGUAUCAAUGGAAAAAGAACUUAAUGUCAAUGAAUAUGUAAUCGAUUUCUCCAGAGAAACAAACUUAGAGUUUUCAAGAAAUCAGCACUCGUUCAAUUUUCAUAGUUGAAGGUUGCAAAAAUAAAAUUAAUACUUCCACCGGAAAAUAGAGUUUAAU
Hermetia illucens (black soldier fly) is the source of this 1726-nucleotide messenger RNA. Its product is annotated as zinc finger protein 2-like. Bases 95 to 1678 code for a protein of 527 amino acids. Gene Ontology annotation, cellular component: nucleus. The transcript has 6 exons. Gene Ontology annotation, molecular function: zinc ion binding. The record is from RefSeq and is a predicted model, not a curated record. Lineage: Eukaryota; Metazoa; Arthropoda; Insecta; Diptera; Stratiomyidae.